Molecule: messenger RNA, 1928 nt
Organism: Gasterosteus aculeatus aculeatus (three-spined stickleback)
Lineage: Eukaryota; Metazoa; Chordata; Actinopteri; Perciformes; Gasterosteidae
Gene: eif4a2
Product: eukaryotic translation initiation factor 4A2
Molecular function (GO): RNA helicase activity; ATP binding; nucleic acid binding
Source: RefSeq, a predicted model, not a curated record
GCAUUUUUAGUUCAAAAGUGAAAAUAGAUCCGGCGGCAUAAAACCAGUUGGCAUCGCCACAACGGUCUUUCCAGUCGCAUGUUGAAGUUGGGAACGGACCAUGUCGAGCGAUUCUGCUGAGUACAACAGCUCAAAAGACCAUGGGGGGCCUGAUGGAAUGGAGCCUGAUGGUGUCAUUGAGAGCAACUGGAACGAGAUUACUGACAACUUUGAUGAUAUGAACCUAAAGGAGACUCUCCUCAGGGGAAUAUAUGCAUAUGGUUUUGAAAAGCCAUCUGCUAUUCAGCAAAGGGCAAUCAUACCUUGCAUCAAAGGCUAUGAUGUCAUUGCCCAGGCCCAGUCGGGUACUGGCAAGACGGCCACGUUUGCCAUCUCUAUCUUGCAGCAACUGGACAUAGAGCUGAAGGAGUCUCAGGCUCUUGUGCUGGCUCCCACCAGAGAGCUGGCACAGCAGAUCCAGAAGGUUAUUCUGGCUCUGGGGGACUACAUGGGUGCAGCCUGUCAUGCAUGCAUCGGAGGGACAGAUCUCCGGAGUGAAAUACAGAAGCUCCAGGCUGAGGCUCCUCAUAUUGUGGUUGGCACACCAGGUCGUGUGUUUGACAUGCUGAACCGUGGACAUUUGUCUGCAAAAUGUAUCAAGAUGUUUGUUCUGGAUGAAGCUGAUGAGAUGUUGAGUCGAGGUUUCAAAGAUCAAAUCUAUGAGAUCUUCCAGAAGCAGAGCACAAACAUUCAAGUGGUCCUGCUCUCUGCCACCAUGCCAGCUGAGGUGUUGGAGGUGACCAAGAAGUUCAUGCGGGAACCCAUUCGCAUCUUGGUGAAGAAAGAAGAGCUUACUCUCGAGGGUAUCAAGCAAUUCUACAUAAAUGUGGAGCGAGAGGAGUGGAAGCUGGACACACUGUGUGAUCUGUAUGAAACUCUGACAAUCACCCAGGCGGUGAUAUUCCUCAACACCAGGAGAAAAGUAGACUGGUUGACAGAGAAGAUGCAUGCUAGGGACUUCACCGUUUCUGCUCUGCAUGGUGAUAUGGACCAAAAGGAGCGUGAUGUGAUUAUGAGGGAGUUCAGGUCUGGCUCCAGCAGAGUUUUGAUCACUACUGAUCUUCUGGCUCGUGGGAUUGAUGUCCAGCAGGUUUCCUUGGUCAUUAACUAUGACCUUCCUACGAACAGAGAGAACUACAUUCAUAGAAUUGGCCGUGGUGGCCGUUUUGGCAGAAAAGGAGUUGCUAUCAACUUUGUUACAGAGGAAGACAAGAGGAUUCUUCGGGAUAUUGAGACAUUUUACAAUACUACCGUGGAGGAGAUGCCCAUGAACGUGGCAGACCUGAUUUGAGCACAGCGUUUUUUUUGUUUUUUUUAAUGCAGUCAUCGCGAUCGUCCACUUGCAUUGUGCUUAUCAUAUUUGAGGGGUGGGGGGGACUUCUCAAUGCUAAACCUUAGCUCUGAGUUUUUGUAUGUGUUAAAAGGGAGGUGACUUCUACAGUGGUCCCUCUGGCAGUUGUAGAUUCUAACCUCGACUGGUUGCUGUUUAAUGCUACGAAGUCAUGGGGUCUGAAAAUGUUGAGUGUUUCUUUCAAUGUUCUAUUAAGAUGUGUGUGUUUGAUGUUCUUUACCGUUUAGUAACUUACUUGUGGACUAAAAGGUUCAAGUGCUGUAUAAAGUCUGCAAAUUAUGCUAUGCUAACGUAUGUGUGGUUAAGUAUAUUGUGGGACUGCUUAAUGGAUGCACUAGUUAUGUUUCACUGUAUUUUCAUAUAUUUGAUCAAUUUUAGGCCUAUUUUUUUUUUAUUUCACUUGCUUUGGGCCUCUUGGCUGCAUUUUACUAGUGUGCUUUUACACUUAUACUUCAUUGCUAAUGCACCAUCCAAUGCUAUAUUUGACUUUCCCUAAUUAUUUACAUGUUCGUCUCAAUAAACUGUUUCCGUGAGGACA